Molecule: messenger RNA, 1512 nt
Organism: Ctenocephalides felis (cat flea)
Lineage: Eukaryota; Metazoa; Arthropoda; Insecta; Siphonaptera; Pulicidae
Product: cytochrome P450 CYP12A2-like
Exons: 9
Coding region: 1-1512 (503 amino acids)
Molecular function (GO): iron ion binding; monooxygenase activity; oxidoreductase activity, acting on paired donors, with incorporation or reduction of molecular oxygen
Source: RefSeq, a predicted model, not a curated record
AUGCCAGCUGGCUGGGAGUUAGCUUUACCAUACAGCAAAGUUCCUGGCCCAAAAUCCAUACCCGUACUGGGCAUAAUGCACCACUUUUUCCCAGGAGGAAAGUACGGUAAUAUGAAUUUCCGUGAACGCUACACUAAAAUGAACCAAGAAUACGGCGAUUUAGUGAGACUCAAAGGAUUUGAUGGCAAAGAAGAUAUAUGUGUUAGUUUCAAUCCGGAUCAUUUCGAAACGAUCUUCAGAAACGAUGGCGCCACGCCAAGAAGGAAUAUAUUCGACACGCUACGAUAUUACAGAACAAAAAUCAAUCCUGAAAUAUAUAAGGAUAAUAUUGGAGUACUGAUCGAAAACGGAGAAAAAUGGAAGAAAUUGAGAUCCAUGGUGAAUCCAGUUUUAAUGCAACCUAGAGUUUCAAAACAAUAUGUCAAGUCUGUAGAAGGAAUUGUUGACGAGUUUAUAACGAGGACACUAAGGCUUCGUGAUAAAAAUCUAGAAACUCCAGCAAAUUUUUUAAACGAGCUAAAUCGAUGGGCUCUCGAAUCGAUUACUUGCAUAGCUCUGGACACGCGUCUGGGAUGUUUGAGGGAUGACCUGGCACCAGACUCGGAGCCACAAAGAAUGCUAAAAGCUGUCCAUGAAUUCUUUGCCUUGACACACGCUUUGGAGUUCAAGCCGCACCCUUGGAAAACGAUCAAGACUCCCGGAUUUUAUAGGCUUAUGGAAGUUUUCCAAAUAAUAAAUGAUUUAUCUCUGCAAAAAGUUGAAGAAGCUAUGGAACGUAUGAAAAAUGAGCCUGUGCAAGAUGACAGAGAGCAGAGCAUUUUACAAAAAUUGAUCAAAAUCAACCGAAACGUGGCAGUUGUGGUUGCUAUGGACCUUCUUCUGGCAGGCGUAGACACGACAUCAUACACUACGUCCAUUUUGCUGUAUCAUCUGAGCAAACAUCAGAGAGCGCAAGAUAAGCUAAGGGAGGAACUCAGAGGUAUAUUGCCCGAGAGGCAUUCCAAAUUAAAGGACAAUUCGUUCGAUAGAAUCCCGUACCUGAGGGCCUGCUUGAAGGAAUCGACUAGGAUCACCCCGGUCGGGGUCGCUAAUCUCCGGACGACUCAAAGGGAUAUCGUGCUUUCAGGAUACAGAAUACCGAAAGGGACUCAUAUGAUUCUGUGCACGCAAAUAGCAAGUGUCAGUCCAAGCCAACAUGAGAGACCAAACGAAUUUAUUCCAGAACGUUGGCUAAGGCAAGACAAGAAGGGAUUGGAAACUGAUAUGAGCAGUGAUGUGGCGGGCUGCCCGAAUGCGAAAACUGCCAAUCCGUUUAGCCAACUGACAUUUGGUUUCGGUGUACGGAGCUGUAUAGGCCAACGUAUUUCCGAAUUAGAAAUCCACACUCUAAUCGCAAAGCUUAUCAGAAACCACAGAGUCGAAUGGCAUCACCCCGAUCUGAUGAUAGAGAGCAAGACUUUAGAAACCCCGGCAUCCUCUCUAAGAUACAAGAUUAUAGAGCUAAACAAUUAA